This is a messenger RNA of Mesocestoides corti, 2790 nucleotides long. NCBI's taxonomy places the organism in Eukaryota, Metazoa, Platyhelminthes, Cestoda, Cyclophyllidea, Mesocestoididae. The record is from the annotation of a GenBank genome assembly.
AUGCAGCCGGGCUCGAACCAGGGAACCACGGUGGUCCAGGUGUCGAAGAAUCCCGUGGCUACCCAUACGAUUAUUCAGCAAAAUGGUCAGCAUCUCCUUGUCGGCAAGUUGGGUUCUGCCACAGCAACCGCCAGCUCAGUUGGUGCGGAUGGCUCAACCCUGGUGACGGAAUCAGCUGGCAAUGGGGCAAGUGCCCCCGCUGUACAGACGCUUCUCCCCACGCAGUACCUCGAGGCAACCGCAGAGCAGACCGUCUACGCUGCCACUUCAGGCAGUGGUGGCGGAGGCGGCGGACAAAUCGUCACUCACCAGGGCACCACUUACAUCCUCCAAAGUGGAACUGGCGCUCUAGAGGAGGACACCACAGCCCUCUCUCACACCGCCAAAGCCAGUCCAAUUACGGUUCAAUGGCUGGUGGAUAAUUAUGAGACAGCUGAGGGUGUGAGUCUUCCUCGAAGCACCCUCUACUUCCAUUACUUGCAACACUGUCACGAGAACAAACUCGAACCCAUGAAUCCUGCCUCCUUCGGCAAACUCAUCCGCUCCGUGUUUCUGGGUCUCCGAACUCGAAGACUGGGCACGCGGGGCAACAGCAAGUACCACUACUACGGUAUCCGGAUAAAGCCCUCCUCGCAGCUUAAUCACUACGUUGAAGACUCGUCUUUCACGCUGCGCCACUACCCCAACUACCACCGUCAGAGUUUGGAAGCCGUGGCCGAGUGGAAGAACCUGGCGGUCACAGGGAAGUCGUCGGCAGCCACCGGCGCAGUGCGACAGGGCGGCCACACUUCGACGUUUUCCACCUCCGCCGCCGCUGCUGCCAACAACAACGCCGCCUCCGCGGCGGGCGCAAGCACCUUCGGCGAUGAUCGAUCGGGAGUCGGGAGCACGCGCACCUCCAUAACCGGCGGUGGCGGUGGAACACAGUCAAAACACCAGCAUGCUCAAUUCCUGGGAGAGGCGACCUCGGCACUGCCGAAUCUGAACGAGAUCUGCCGAUCUGCUGGACUCCCGAUGCCAGGUUCAGACGACGUGGAGCUGUCGCCGCGUGUCCGCAACCCUUCGGGCUCCUCGAGUUCGGGCGAAAAGCCCAGCCCAAUCGGCGCCUCUAAGAAGGCCUCGGCAGGCCUUGAUGGGCUGCCUGCGAAGGAUCUCAUCAAAUUCGCCAUCCUCUACGCUCAGUCGGCCGGCAACAUGCUUGACGCCGUGGUCAACCUCGACUUCUCGUCCAUCGCUGGCGCCUGGAAGGCGUUUUGGCGCACUGGAGACCCGCAGGAGGAUUCGGUGUUUGAGAAAACCCUCUCAAAGGAACGUCUGUACGCGCUUUCAAAGAACAUAGUUGUUCAUCAGUUCAUUCGGCUUUACGACCACACCUUCUAUCAGUCUCUGGCUGAGGUUCUCAUUCCAAACGUCCUGCGUCCCAUUCCACCCACCCUGACGCAAGCCAUCCGAAAUUUCGCCAAACACCUAGAGGUGUGGAUGCGAGAGGCCCUGCACGACUUGGAUCCAGUGCUGCUGCGCAUCAAACUCUCCGCGGUGUCGGCACUUGCCCAGACCCUGCGUCGGUACACGAGCCUCAAUCACCUAGCCCAGGCAGCGCGCGCCGUGCUCAAAAAUCCCAGCCAGAUCAACCAAAUGCUCAUCGAUCUAAGUCGGGUCGACUUCAAUAACGUCCAGGAGCAGGCGUCGUGGGUGUGUCAGUGCAGCGACGCAACUGUGGCUCAUUUGGAGCAGGACUUCAAGUACAUCCUGCAGAAGCAGUCGAGCCUUGAAGAGUGGGCCCAGUGGCUGGACACGGUUGUGUCGGGCAUCUUGCGGCCCCUUGAAGGCAACAACCUCGCCUACACGCGUGCCGCCCACCAGCUUGUUCUCAAGUGGUCUUUCUACAGUUCCAUGGUGAUUCGUGACCUGACCCUUCGGUCGGCAGCCAGCUUUGGGAGUUUCCAUCUAAUUCGGCUGCUUUAUGAUGAGUACAUUUUCUACCUGGUUGAGCACAAGGUGGCAGCACACCUCGGCAUGACUCCCGUCGCGGUUAUGGGUGAGAUGGGCAGGUCGGUGACAAGGCCGCACUGUAGUCUCUCGCGCACCACCGCGGCCGCCCUGGUGGCGCCCGCCACCAACAACAGCUCAGCUGCGGAAUCCCGGCGUUCACGCCACGACUCAGUCACUAGUACUAAGGGCAAACUCGAGACUGUGCUCACCGCUGCAAAGGUCCCAGAGGAGGAAGAAACGGCGGCAGCAGCGGCAGCAGAGGAGGCCGUGUGCGAGGUCUUCGAGUCGGAAGCAGUGUUUCCCCUCCUGGCCACCUCACGACGCUCCGAUGGCGAGGAAGACGAGGUGGACGAGUACUUGGAAGACGAGGAGGAGCCAGACGAUGCCUCGAUGAGCGACGAGAACGCCAUGCUCUGUCGUGCCCACGAGUCGGCUCUGCUUAAAGCAGCGGAAGCUGCUGCCGAAAGACCUACGGACCAGACGGCGACUGUGACGAACGGAAGUACCACUGGUGACGACCUUCCGCCCCCUAAAGGGGAUGAGGAGGAGGAAGAAGAGGCGGCGAUUGUGGAGGAGGCGGAGGAGGAGGAAAGCACGAAAGACCAAACUCAGGAGUGCUGUGAUUCACCGCCGCCCAUUGUCACACAUGUAAGCUGCCCUAGCUUCUCCCACUUUUUGUUUUCAAGCAAACCGCCAGUUCUAGUCACCGAGCAGAUGCAGACCCCCGAGGGUGUGACGGCGACGGCAGCCAUGUCCCUCAUCAUCCCCUCGGAAGCCAAACGCGCCAGACUCUCCUGA